AUGCAUAAAUCAACUGCAGGUCAAUUGUAUGAAAAAUAUGCGGAAAAACUGAAGUUGAAAACUAAAGUUAAAAUAAAGAUUGCAGAUUUUAAAUCUUUAGAAGAUAAGUUCUUAUUGUUUUCUUCAAUUUUUUCCAUAGAUGUUGAAUCAGUAGGUACCGAGUCAUAUGCAAAUAGAGUUUUUUUAAAGAACAAUGAAGAUCCGUGUUCAUCUAUUACUCCUACAGGUCCUAGUGUAUCUGGAUCACCACUUCCUAAAAGAACUAUCCCUGCCUGUAUACAGUUAAAUCCAAGGAAUACCACAACAGAAACCAGGAACCAAGCUUACCAGGAUAUUACAAGUGGCUUAAGAAAUGUAAAACCUUGUAUUGAAUUUACCGAAGCCAUGGUAACAGCCAAAAUCUACACGCUACGGACCCAGUAUACUAGCGAAAGAAAAAAAAUAAGGAAGAGCGAAAUAAGUGGUGCAUCUCCUGACGAAAUUUUUGUUCCAAAAUUAUGGUGUUUCGAAAUUCUAAGGUUUUUAGAUGAUGCUGAGGUCAUAGUUGAAGGACAAUCUAAUCUUGAUUUAGCCAACACAGAAACGGAAGAGGAAGGUAAUGUACUGUUCAAGGGCAGCAUUGAUGAUGCUUCAAGACUAUUUACAACAAAUUUUGAAGUUAAUUAA
This is a messenger RNA of Psylliodes chrysocephalus, 666 nucleotides long. NCBI's taxonomy places the organism in Eukaryota, Metazoa, Arthropoda, Insecta, Coleoptera, Chrysomelidae. The record is from the annotation of a GenBank genome assembly.